GCCUUUGGUUUAUCUGGGUCUCAAAAUAUUUGCUCGCUUUGGAAUCUGUGAAUUCCUAAACUGUUCAGAAACAACUCUGAGGUCAUGGCUACAAGUUAUUGAAGCUAACUACCAUUCCUCCAACUCCUACCAUAAUUCUACUCAUUCAGCAGAUGUACUACAUGCCACUGCUUAUUUUUUGUCUAAAGAAAGAGUAAAGCAAACUUUGGAUCCGAUCGAUGAGGUAGCUGCGCUCAUUGCUGCCACAGUCCAUGACGUGGAUCACCCAGGAAGAACAAAUUCUUUCCUGUGCAAUGCUGGCAGUGAGCUAGCAAUCCUCUACAAUGACACCGCAGUGCUGGAGAGCCACCAUGCUGCCCUGGCUUUCCAGCUCACCACCCGGGAUGACAAAUGCAAUAUAUUUAAGAACAUGGAGAGGAAUGAGUAUCGAACCCUUCGCCAAGCCAUUAUUGACAUGGUCUUAGCAACAGAAAUGACAAAGCACUUUGAGCAUGUCAACAAGUUUGUCAACAGCAUUAAUAAACCCUUGGCAGCGCUAGAAGAAAAUGGGAAUAAUGGUGAUGGAGAGUCAAUCAAAACUGUCCUCACAUCUCCUGAAAACCGAAUCCUUAUCAAGCGCAUGUUGAUAAAGUGUGCAGACAUUUCCAACCCGUGCAGACCCAUAGAACAGUGCAUCGAGUGGGCCGGACGCAUCUCUGAGGAGUACUUUGCACAGACUGAUGAAGAAAAGAGGCAAGGUUUACCUGUCGUGAUGCCAGUUUUUGACAGAAAUACCUGCAGCAUCCCCAAAUCCCAAAUAUCAUUCAUUGAUUACUUCAUUACUGAUAUGUUUGAUGCCUGGGAUGCAUUUGCAGACCUGCCAAAUUUGAUGCAGCAUCUGGAUAAUAACUUUAAAUACUGGAAAGGACUAGAUGAAAGGAAGCUGCGGAGCCUUCGACCGCCACCAGAAUAGCAUUUAGACCGUGUAUUACAGUAAGGGUAGCCCAUGCGCUUGGGGAACUUUCAAAUUCAAGAGAACAUGAGGUCAGCAGUUG
Messenger RNA from Mesitornis unicolor (brown roatelo), 1034 nucleotides. RefSeq names its product high affinity cAMP-specific and IBMX-insensitive 3',5'-cyclic phosphodiesterase 8A-like. The annotation marks the transcript as partial. The record is from RefSeq and is a predicted model, not a curated record. NCBI's taxonomy places the organism in Eukaryota, Metazoa, Chordata, Aves, Mesitornithiformes, Mesitornithidae. Gene Ontology annotation, biological process: signal transduction; cellular response to epidermal growth factor stimulus; positive regulation of ERK1 and ERK2 cascade. Gene Ontology annotation, molecular function: 3',5'-cyclic-AMP phosphodiesterase activity. The transcript has 7 exons.